AUGGACGUGCACCUUGAGCAGGCCAAGCGUGAAGGUGCACUGCAGGCGCGCCGCCGAGAGGAGCUGGACGCACUCAAGAAAGAGCGUAAGGAACGUAUAAAGACCACUGCAACUGCUAACUUUAGUGGCAAGCAAAAGAAGCAGCAGCUUCGUGCACGCAAGCAGCGCCUGACCUCUCGAAGAGACGAGGAAGCGUUGCUGGAUCUGCAGAGCGCGCAAUACAAAGCGUUCUACACAAAUCAACCAGCAAAAGAAUCUAAAAAUGACAAUGAAGAUCCAGAGGCUGAAGCUUUUCGAGCCGAGCCAGACUUUUUUGCUCAAAAUAUUGAUCUAGACAAUGAUCUCAGUGCUCGAUUGAAACUCACGGUGGCUCUAGGCAAGAACAAUAAGGAUGCGGUAGGCAAAGAGCUCUCGAGCUAUUUUGUGAAAGAGACAAAGGAACAGAUCCAGAUGAGACUAAUGGAAGGACAACGACCGUUGGAGUUAAACAAGAGAGAGAUGCCGCUGCUUGCUGUGGUGAAUGAGCGUGACCCGAUUCUAGACCACCCCAAACGACCGAAAUGGACGUAUGAUAUGUCCAAGGAAAAAGUGGAGAGAAAUGAGAGUCUCAUGUUUGACCAGUGGCUGACCAAGAUUCACGACAAGUAUGACAAUGAGCAUCUAAACCACUUUGAACACAAUCUGGAGGUCUGGCGCGAGUUUUGGCGCGUCACUGAGCGAGCUACGCAUGUUGUGGUCGUGGCCGAUGUGCGAAACCCGCUACUUCAUAUUCCUGCAUCCGUAUACGACCUUGUCACCAAGGAGCUGAAGAAACCAUUGGUUGUGGUGCUCAAUAAAGUUGAUCUCGUUCCAACUGCUGUGGUUGAGCUUUGGAAGCGUUACCUGACUGGCCCGUUCCCUCUUGCCCAGCUUGUCUGCUUCUCCUCUCGCUCGAAAGCUGUGCAUGGUGAUAACAAUGUUAGCGCUCGACGCCGUGUACUUAGCAAAAAACUGGAGGUUGGAGAUGCAUCAGCGAUCAAAGGGGCGGUAAACAUUCUUGUGGCUUGUGGUAUUGCUACUACAGAGGCACAACAGCUUGCUGAAGAAUUGAAUGCAAGCUUAAUGGACCAUGAAGGCUUGCAGCAGCAAUCUGAUGCGAUGCAAGAGAAAAAAGUGAGCAGCAAGCGACGAAGUAGGCGCAAACAGAAGCGUCAUGGUGGUAUCCGACAGGACAAAGCCAGUGACGAUGAUUUGUCCAUGUUUCAUGAGUGUCAGCACUGUGGAUGUGACGAUGCCGUCACCGCUUGCAUGUCAUGCGCAACUGGUGGGCGUCCAGGCAGCGCCGAUGCUAAUGUCAAGGACGAAGCGGAUGCGAUUGCUCGAGGAUAUUUACUGUGCGCUCGAUGCGACCGUGAGGAGCACACAGAGCUCAAUGGCCACUUCCAGGUGCGCCUGUCUUCUGCAACCGCUGCGACGUUUACUGACCCCGUAGUUGCUGGUAGCGCUGAAGCGAUUGGCCUCAACAAAAGACCAAAAGUGACCAUUGGUCUCAUUGGACAUCCAAACGUGGGUAAGUCUAGUGUAUUAAACGCUCUUGCCGGCAAGAAGAUCGUGAGUGUCUCGCACACGCCAGGACACACGAAGAGACUUCAAUCAAUCAUGAUUACUCCUGAAAUCUGCAUUUGCGAUUGUCCUGGUCUCGUAUUUCCGUUUGCUGGUGUGCCGAAGUAUCUUCAAGAGCUAAGUGGACUGUACCCGUACUCACAGAUUCGUGAGCCAUACUCAGCGGUGCGCUUCCUGGCAGAGCAUGUUGUUUUGGAACGAAUUUUGGACUUGAAGUCUCGCACACAGCAUUUCGAUGGCCUAGAGGAAGAGCUAAAAUGGACGUCAUGGACUCUGUGUGAAGCGUACGCGGAGAAGCGUGGUUAUCGCACAGACCGCCGUGGUAGACCUGAUCACCAACGUGCUGGAUCGGAGCUGGUUCGCGAUACAAUGGACGGCAUUCUACCCCUCUUUUUUCUACCCCCUGACUACACUGGCAAGGAUAUCACACCAAGUAGUAUUGCACCGUACUGCGAGCAGGAGAUGUUUGAUCUCAAAGAUGUGGCGAGUGACGUUGGAGUCCAUGACCAAGACAGCUUGGAUAAGGUAGAAGGAAUGAAAGUCUCAAUAGCAGAGCCAGCAAGACGAUACAACCAACAGUCAGCGCCUAUCAACGCUUUCAGCCUCCUGGACUCGGACUCAAGUGAUGAGGACGGUAACGAUGUCUGUGGAACGAAGCAACAACACCAAUAA
Messenger RNA from Peronospora belbahrii, 2274 nucleotides. The record is from the annotation of a GenBank genome assembly. Lineage: Eukaryota; Oomycota; Peronosporomycetes; Peronosporales; Peronosporaceae.